AUGCUCCGCAGCAAGCACGUCCUCAACGCCCAGGUCGCCAUCCGCGCGCCUUGCUGCCGCAAAUGGUUCGACUGUGCAGAGUGCCACCACGAGGCGGCCGACCAUGAUCUGAUGCAGAGCUUCGAGAUGACCUUUGUCUGCAAAAAGUGCAAAAAGGCCUUCCGCAAAGAUUCACGCGAAUUUGAGGAUGCCGACGAAUAUUGCCCGCACUGCGACAACCACUUCGUCCUCGAUGCCUUGACCCCUCAGGCGAAACUCCAGGUUGAGGGCGAGGAUGUGCGGAAGGAUGCGAGAAUGCUCAAGGAUGACCGUGUUCGUGUCGAGGAAGAUCGCUCGAUAUUCAACGUGAAGGACGCCUCCGACAGGCUGGGUUAA
Molecule: messenger RNA, 375 nt
Organism: Didymosphaeria variabile
Lineage: Eukaryota; Fungi; Ascomycota; Dothideomycetes; Pleosporales; Didymosphaeriaceae
Exons: 4
Coding region: 1-375 (124 amino acids)
Biological process (GO): protein import into mitochondrial intermembrane space
Cellular component (GO): mitochondrial intermembrane space
Molecular function (GO): zinc ion binding
Source: RefSeq, a predicted model, not a curated record